GGAAGAUGGCUACAGUACCAAUUUCAGUGUGGAAAAGAUGUUCCCAUUCGCAGGGCUAGGAGAAGUGCCACUGCCCUUCGACAAGCGACCGGUUGUUCAUGGCAGAUCAGGCGGCGCGGGACGCAUGGGAUGCAAUGAGGUUUCCGGAAGAUGGCUACAAUACCAAUUUCAGUGUGGGAGAGAUGUUCCCAUUCACAGGGUUAGGAGAAGUGCCACUGCUCUUCGACAAGCGACCGGACGUUCAUGGCGGAUCAGGCGGCGCGGGAGAAGGAGGUGACGCAGAUAUGGAGGAGGAUAUGAAAGCGAGACUUCGUGGAGAACACCCGGAGUCUUCUGGUCCAAUAUCGCUGAAGGACAGGGCUUCUUUGGUGGCUUUGUCCAAGUGCUUCCCUGUCAUUAAGCACUCGGUGAUGGACGACAGGAUACAUAAAUCCAAAGAAGCGGAGAAAGCACUAAAAGAGGAGAAGAACCGUUUGGAGAUUGCGAAGCAAAAAGCCAAGGAUGACAAGGAGGCGAAGCGAGAAUGGAAAAUGGAGCAGCUAUUAGCCAAGCACAAACAAACGCUGCAUGAAGAAUUCGAGGUGAUGUUCGAAAAACGAUUGCGGAAUGCCAUCGUGUCUCAGAGAGCAGUGAAGGGAAAGGACAAGGUGGAAUCCAGCGAGGAUGAGGAAGAGGAGGAAGAGAUGGGGGACCGAUUGGAGAAGAGGAAGCGCCAACCAACUGUAUCAUGUAUGAUUAAUCCUCCGGAGGAAUCUCCGUCGAAGGUGGGGAAAGCCUCCACGUCGGUACAUCGAGGAGCUCAUGAGGAGCCGUCCCCAAGACUGGGUGUCCCGAGAAGGAGCAGAGUGGAUGGUGAGAGGGAGAGGAUGUAUCCUUAUGUGGAUUCCCCGCUAUGGGAGGGCGCCCCCUCAGCUGAUGAGUUUACGGCAACAAUGGCGUUUAGGAAAGUGAUCCGGAAAUUUGGCAAGAAACUGAAACCUACGAUUGAGGAGAUGUGCCGCGAAGCAGGUGUUGUGUAUCACGGUAGACCCAAGGCAGUGGACGAACUGGUGGAAAUCAGAGUUAUGUACUUCAACAUCGAUGGAAAUCAACCUCCAGCAGUAGCACCAAGGCAAAUAACUCCGAGGCAGCGAGGUGGCGGAGUUGUCAUCAGAGAAGUACGGGAGACCUUGCGCGAGAUAGCGCCGGACCCGUUAGCUGACGUGCCUGCCCCAGGAGGUAAUGACCCCCGUAAUAACGGAUCGGUGGAAUGAACUUCGUAAGUGCCUGCGUUUACAUAGGUUAUUUAAUGUA
Molecule: messenger RNA, 1293 nt
Organism: Chara braunii
Lineage: Eukaryota; Viridiplantae; Streptophyta; Charophyceae; Charales; Characeae
Source: the annotation of a GenBank genome assembly